UCCACGACAACUCAUGAAUCAUGAUCGGAUUUUUAGUAGAUAAUCACAAGACAAAAGCGAGGAAAGUCGUGUAAGAUAUGCCUAGAAAUUUCGAUAAUUUGAGGUUGGUUAACCUAUAAGAACUAAGAGUUAUAUGACUGUGCUAUAUUGUUGCUACAGUAAGUACAAUUGCUCUCUGUUGCAAAAGUUGUCCUGAGGUAAGUUGGGUCAAGUUGUAUUAUUGUUUUGAUUUAAAUACAUUUCCGUUUGCGCUUUGAAGUAUUAUUCGGUUGAAAACCUGUUCUACAUAUUACUUUAUAUCAUGCUUUGAAUAGUCCUUGAUCUAUUUACUCAAACGUUUUGUGAUAGUAAAUUUCAACGAAUCCUUAAACCAAACAAGUACAACAAUAUAAAGCUAUAAACUAAACAUCGAAUCACAGAUAUUGUAUACUUAAUAUUUAAUAUUUUUUGAAUUCUGCUGUUUAAUGUAAAAAAUGCAAAAGCCUGCUGCAUCACAAUAUGAUAAGGUAUACUAUACGUAUGAUUUAUAAGCGAAGUUAUUUGAAUAUUUUUUAUCAUAUCAAAAAUGUAUAUUGUCAUUAUUGUGUAAAGCGUCUUGCAUAUGUAAAGCCCAACUGCGAGACAGCGUGCUUCUCACGCAACAGUUCCCCGUUAGUUUCCCGAAAACACAAGUUUAUAGUUCAUCGCAGUGCAUUUAAACCUUUAGACGAUAUAUGUAAUAAUUGUUACCCCUUUUAGAUUAUUCAUAUUCUUUAUAUGAAUCAAAAUCAAGCAUAUAUGUGAUGUUGUGUUGAUGUUGUAUUAUGUAGCGUGGUUUCGACCGAGAUUCCCAAUCGUUAUUACUACAAAGUAUAACCCGUUCGGUUUGGUGCUUUAGCUUUCUAUUGUCGAAACGUUUUACUUUUUCUAUCAACCCUUCUAUCAUUUUAUUGCCUAGCUUGGCACUUGGCCAUUUAACCAACCACAGAACCAACGCGUAAUACUUUUUGGUUGCUACAGCACCCUGAAGUGCGCCCUUAACAAAGCAAUAUAUAUCUAAUGGAGAUUUUUCAUCAAAAACACUAACUGAGACACAGAAUCGCCAUUGAUAUUUUCCGUAUUUAGUAGCAGAUGUGAUUGUAAUAAUUAGACAAUGACGCUUCGUAGUUUUUGGACGCCUGCCAUCUUGUAUUUCAAAAUUCGUUUGCAAAUUUAAUAUUUCUGUGUGCCUAAACAAGUGCUCAUUUACUUUCGCCUAAUAUCUGCUUAUAUAUCCUUUCUCGCAGGUUAAAUGGCGAUAAACUAUUGCUAUAAGCAUUGUAAAAUAUCGAAGGAAUAUAGAUUAAACCUGAACAGACCCUAUAUGUAUUACAAGUGGUAUAUUAAAGCGAGAAAUCCUAUGGAGAAAUAUGUCAUUAGGAUUCUUACAACCUGUGAUAAGUUUAGUUUUCUUGGCGCCGGUCGGCAAGUUUGUUCAAGCACUUUAUUAGAUAUGUUAAUAGAAAACUAUUACACCCAGCUGCUAAGGACAAAAGAUUGAUUUCUGUGCUAAACGUAUGGCUAGUAUUGCUUAAACAAUACCAUAAAAAACAUACAGUAAUUUAUACCACUACUGCCGCUGCCGGGCGCAGAGCGUCCGCGUCAUCCAUAAUAAUAAUAGAUAAUACAGUCUUUCUGGAUUGUAUAACUGGGAGCCACCUAUCCAACCUGAGGGUUUCCCUUUGGAAUUAAAACUGCCCAAGAAACCCUGUAACCUCUUAUAAAGUGUUUAACCCCUUCAAAAUGUCAUUCAACCCUCAACAUAAAAUAGUAAAAUCAUUAGAAUGUUCAAAUUAAUCCUAUUUUAGCCAUAAGACAUUUUAACCCUCCUGGCAGCUGUUAGUGGCCUUAACAGUGAACUGCUGCUAGUUGCAGCCAUUUUCAGCCUAUUGCACUUUCCUCUUCCUGAAUGAAAAUGUGCCCCUCCAUCCUGUUUGUACCUUUAUAACAAUAUUAUGGUUAAAAUCAAGUCACACAUGUAACAUAAAAUUAUAUAUUAUUAUAAAAUUCAAUAAAAUCUCUGAUUCAAGCAGUUCCACCUCAUCCUAAAAAGGAUUUAGGUAGGUCUAUAUUUUUAUAACAAUUCAUUUUUUUAAAUUUACACAUACAUACAUUCAUACACACGUGUGUAAUCAGUGGCAUAACUAGAAUGAUAAUUGGUGGGUGAGUAUUCAUAUAUUCAGUUCUGCCCUACAGAUUUCUUUUGUAAGUGCAAUAACAUACGAUAGAAGUCUGUUGGGCAGAACUGAAUAUAUGAAUAUUCCCCCCCCCCAAUUAUCAUUCUAGUUACGCCCCUAAGUGUAAUGAUGAUUUAAAACACAGAAAUUAUGCUGAAUCAAAGUUAGCUGGAGAACCACAGAGGUUAAAUGUGCAUUAUAACAAAAUCAGUGGUCAUAUAUUUGGCAUUUAGUAUAUGUACCUUCAAUUAUUAAAAUACCUUUGAAAAGUUCAUAUACACUCCUUUAGUAUUUGAAUGAACUGUUUGACUCCUUCCAGUUGCUUUUUGUACUAUGUUCUUAGUGACAUGAAUGCUUUUCAAGGUAUCUUACACAUGUUAAUAGAUUUCCUUAUAGUACAGUUAUUUCUGUGGAAAUUAAUGACAUGAAAAGGUAUUAAUGACUCUGAGGUGAAGAAUUGUUGGGAGCCGCAAUUUCCCUGAAAGUUGUGUUUUUACUAAUUAACAACCAGCCUGAUGUUUCUUGGUUUUGCUUGUAAUAUAAGUAAUGUUAAGUGCUCAAUUUUAUCACUUUAACAUGCCAUUGGAUUAUCCUAAGUAUAUUAUAAUAAACAACCCAUCUUGGUCACAAUACAGGGUAAGAAUUCCCAGUACCGCAAUAUAUAUAUUAUAUUAAAUUAGAUAUUUUGAUCCCAAGUUAAUUUUUGAAGUAAAUAAAGAAUGAAAAAAAUUUCAAAAAAGCUCAAUUAGCAUACAGUUUUUUUAAUAAAAGUUGCUCAUAUUUCGUAGUUUCACUUCUUUUUAAUUGCGCACUGAAAUUUUGGCAAAAGGAGUUGAGGAUCCAGGACGAUAAUGUUGUGGCUCGUUCUUCCAUCUGUCUUGUACCAAACUGCGCAGAAAAGAACUAGAAAGAGUUUGGUCAAUUGAUGUAAAAUAGCGAAAAGCUGUUAAGGAUUAGACAAUUGGUUUGAUAGAUUUUUUGGAUUUCUAACCAAGAAAUUUUUUACACCCUUCUAUUAGCUACCUAAAAAAAUUUGACCAGCCCCGUUAACAGCCCAGUAAAGUGUAUUCGGGUCAAUCAAAUUUAAUUUUAUUUGUCCAUCAAUGCUUUGUGUAGGGCAGAAUGGCUCGAAUUCCUUGGGUCACCACCGUCUUGUGGAUAUUUUUCCAAGGAAACUGGCUCGCUGGAGCCCAAGCACCUUUAAUCACUCGUCAACCAUCGAAUACUUACGCAGCUAAAAGUGGGAUUGCAGAAUUGAUCUGUGAGGCAAAUGGCACAGGUCCAAUAAAGUAUAAAUGGUAUCAUAACGGUCAAAUUGUUCAGAGUAUUGAGCGAAAGAGAGUCCUGAGUAAUGGACAUUUAUAUAUAAAGCGUUUCCUUCAUAAGAAAAAGAAGGGCAUUUCAGAUACUGGAGAGUAUUAUUGUUUGGUGUCGGAUACUCAUGGUAAAAAAGCACGAAGUAGAACUGUUAAUAUCAGUUUGGGACACAUCCGUAAAGAAUUUCGUCGUCAUCCUGUCAGUCAAACUAUUUCUCGUGGAGGACGAUUGACAUUAACUUGCAAUCCACCUCGUGCGAAGCCUAGACCUAAAUUACGAUGGUUAAAGGAUGAGAGAAAUGUUGAUGUUGACGGAACUCGAGUAUUGCUCGAAGAACGCUCACAAAAAUUGAUUGUUAAGCAUUUUAAGAAAGAUGACGAAGGAAGUUAUAGAUGUGAAGCGACGAAUGUUGCUGGAAGGAUACUCAGUAAUCCAGCUAUUAUUACAAGUACAGUUGCUCCCACGAUUGUAUCUGUACCAAAAGACAAAGUCAUUGAUAUCAGUAUAUAUGAGGAAACUACACUGUCAUGUAAAGCUAACGGAGUACCAUCCCCGAAGAUAAUAUGGAAAAAGAAGGGGAAUAACACGAUAUUGCCCAGUGUUGAUGGAACGUUAACUUUAACAAAGUUAAAACGACAGGAUAUUGGGGAGUACAUUUGUAUCGCUGUUAACCGUGAGGGAAAUACCUCGGCUACUGUUAAUCUCAUGUUACAUUACAUCCCCGAGUUUACAGAUUUGUCAUCAAACGUUAAUGAAAAAGAGGGAUCAACUGUAAAACUAAAAUGCCUGGCAAAUGCUGAACCUUCUCCAUUAAUAACUUGGCGUAAGGAUAAUCAACCCUACGUUGUAAAUCAUUGGUAUGGACAUAUUCAAGCUCAACUAGUUGGCAGAACUGCGUACCUAAUAUUUAAACCACUAAAGAUUUCUGACGCGGGAAACUACACAUGCGAGGCUAGCAAUAAGAUAGGGGCAAGAAGACGUCACAUCAAUCUUCGGGUCUAUAGAAAGACCCAAUAUGCUCCAAAUAUAGCCACACCACAACGGAAGAUCUCUGCUGAUAUUAACAGUAAUGCAACAAUUAUCUGUGAUGUCAAUGGGAACCCAAAACCGACUGUAAAAUGGCUCAAAUUUGGUCAAGAUGGUGUUCCGAGUGAUGGGGUGAUUUAUAAAGAUGAACAAUUAGGAAGAAAACAUCGUUAUUCACUGAUUAUUAAUAAAGUGCAACAAAGUGAUGAAGGAACGUAUCAGUGUGUUGCUGGCAAUAUAAUUAAGUCUGUCAGCCAGAAUGUUGUUCUGCAAGUGUCUGGAAAGUUACGUUUGUCUCAAAAUAUCAGACCUGGUGUCCCAAGCAUGCCAAAGAAUGUAAAAGUUGUAGAGUUUAACGAUCGCUCGGCGUGUAUCACGUGGGAUCGUAGUGAUGAUUAUGUGAUAGUCUAUGCUGUUGGGUAUAUCAAUGUUGAUUUGAGAAGCGAUGAACAUUAUGCAUCUCGCGAUGUCCCUUCUACAGAAAGGAAAUAUGUUGUACAGGGGUUAAAAGAAAACACUCAAUAUAUGUUCUUUGUAUGUGGAAUCAAUAACAUUGGAGAUGGUGUACCUAGUCUACUGUCCAGUGUUAUCAGGACAAAGUCAGCUUCUCCCACAAGUCCGACAGUCAGGAUACCUACGGUUUUUAAACCGCGAAAAUUAAAGAUCAAUUUAAGUUCUGCAGGAGCAGGAGAGCUUGUUGUUUCAUGGGACAGGUUAGAUGGGCCAGAAAAAUAUGAUGGUUACUAUAUUUAUUGGAAAGUUAAAGGCGAACGAUCGCAAUAUCAGAUAGAAACGCUUCAAAAUAACUUAUCGACGCGAUACAAGAUUAGUGAUUUGCAAAACUCAACCACGUACAGUGUAUAUGUUCAGGUGUUUAAGGGCUCAUUCAAGGGUCUUAAUAGUACAAACAAGGAUCAGUCUACGUCAAAGGAACCCGUGACAUUAAAGAUGAGUGUUACACAGAAUGAUUCGGAUAGUCUGACGGUCACGUGGAAACGGCUGUGGAAAAAAAACAGUGGGGAAGAUACUUUGAAGACAUAUGCUAUUUGGUGUAGUCCAGUCAACAAUCAUGAAGAAGCCCGUCGUCGUAAAAGAAGAGCAGAAAAUGGUAUCCUAAUUCCUGCCUCUCGCGAGCUGUAUCACUAUAUCAUUGGUGAUUUAACUCCUGGAGCAAGUUAUACAAUCUGGAUGAGCGUCGCAACAACACUUGGUCGCACUUACACUAGCCCUCAAAAAAGCAUUGUACUUCGCUUGCCUGUUGCUAAUACCAAAAAAUCGAAAAUGGACCAAAUCAAAGAUUUCAUCAUCCAGCCAUGGUUUCUUGGUGCCUUAGGAGGUGUAAUACUUCUUCUUAUUUUGAUUUUAUUAAUGUGCUGUAUCUGCAGACGUUCUUCUACGAAGAAAGAUGUGGACUCCAUUGAAUUACAGGACGCAAAUUCACCCGAAGCGGUUCGUAAGGCUCCAAGUAAAGGAGCAAGUGCUGAAGGCGAUGCACUAACACCCGCAAGUCGUACAGGAAGGGAGAGCUUGUCUGAAUGUGGUGCUGAUGAUGGCAGAUCUAGCAGUGUCUACAGAUGUAGCGGUUCACCGAAGUCACAAACACGUAGUGAUCUGGAUUUUUCCAACAUUGCUAUUACACCGAACAAAUAUGAAAGAAUGUAUCGAUCCCUAACAAGAGAUGACACUGCAAAAUACAAUCGUCCGGCAAGAAAAUAUUCGGAAAAUGAUUUUGACAGUCCCUCAAGAUACAACCAAAGAGCUCGCAAUCCUUACUCCUCUGCGCCAAAACCUUCAUGUCCUAACAUUGAUAGCCAAAGUGACUAUGAUAAUGCGAAGUCUAAGUGUGAGAGCACGCCUGAACCCUCAACCUCGCGAACAGCUACCACACGUAGUCCAUACCCAGGAGAAGCUCCUCCUGAUUAUGAAACUGCUAUUUCUGAAAACUGCAAUGAGGUUGAUCCUGGGAAAACACGAAAUAAAGAAUCUCGGAAUAAUUAUAAAGAUGCGCGUGACAGUCACUUGCCGUAUAAACAUGAUAGAUAUGGUAAUCCUUCGAGUCGUCAGUCAUCGUGUAGUCCUGGCAGUGAGUGUUCGAAUCAGGGUAGCUCUAUAGCAGGACGUAGGAAAGGACUUAAACCUCUACCUCGGUUGACAAUUGCAAGUGUGAACUGGGCAGAUAUGUUACCCCCGCCACCUUCACACCCUCCUCCUUCUAGUGUGGCAACACGUUCACCACCCCCCUCACCCACUGCUACAUCAAUGUGCAGUGAGACAACGUAUGGUCGUUCCCAUGCCUCUUCUUUCCACCCCCGCCGCUCAGGUUCCGUCGUCUCGGCCGACAUGGCGUCGGACUUUGAGAAAGACACUGCAGAUUCUGUACGCAGUGGCAAAUCUAAAGGAAAAUCUGAAAAUAAAUUACCGUUUGAUCUCGCUGGUAUAACCAGUGAUAUUAUCAUGCAAUGGGCUGAUUCGGUGACUAACACAAGUGGUUCUGAUGACGAAUCACCAUGUUCCAGUCCCGAUCGUAGAAGUGGUAUAAGUAGCGAUGGCUCAUUCCUCACUGACACUGACUUUGCAAAUGCUGUUAAAGCUGCCGCAGAGUGUGGAGGAUUUAAUAUUGAUAUUGAUCUAAAUAUGUAUAAAGCGAUGGAUCCUAUUAGUUUUCAACCAUUUGCAGGAAGUUUAUCAACUUACAACCCUGAGACUACAAGCAGUAUUAAACCACCGUCAAAGAAAUCUGUAACCAAAGAUGGAGAUAGUUUGCGAGAAUCAUCUCGUGGACGUCGCUCUAGAUCUGAAAAUUCGCGUGAUGUAGGCUUAACCUCAGUGAAAGAAAAUUCAUCCUUAUCCGUUCAUGCGUCUGAAAAUAAGAAAAAUGGGAAACAAAGAAAUGUCAUUGAUGGUUCAACAAACGUUAGUACAGGUUAUGUUCCAGCGCUUACACGUACUUCUGCAUUGGGAAAACUUGAACCUGUAAACCGCGGACCAGUAAAGAAGAAAUACGCUAUCGUGAAAACCAUACCUCAGGUUCAAGCAGAGGGUACUCCUGAUUAUACACCGAACUAUCCCAGCCACAGUCUUAGCUCAAGUACAAGUAACGCAAGUACUGUGCGGAGUAGUUCAUGUCCUCCUGUCAUGUUGUCUGACGAAGAUACAGAGGAUGACGUUAUUUAAACUACGAGAAAGAUGGGUGGAAACAAAAUCUAUUCAUCACAAAAAGAAAUUAACAGAUUCGGAAAAACAAAAUGAAAUAUAGCCAGAGGAAUCCUAGCCUUAUAGAACAAUUUAUAUAUAAUUUGUGGAGAUGGAACAUAUAACCUAUUUGCGUACUCAGAUAUAUUUUUAAUCAUGCAUAAGUUCAUAACUUGUUAGCAUUUUGAACAUAUGAAUAUUAACCCCCCCCCCCCUUAACGAUCUUUCGCCGUCUGAAUUUUUUGUUAUCUUUGAAAUCACAUGAUUAAAGUGUUGUAAAAACGUAAAAAACUCUAUAUUUUAUGAUCUUCAAAAUAAAAUUAUACUACGAAAUUAUAAUGUAUGCACAUUCACCUUCAAGUAAUAAAAGGCGUUUG
Messenger RNA from Dendronephthya gigantea, 8107 nucleotides. RefSeq names its product roundabout homolog 1-like. The coding region runs from base 3318 to 7712 and encodes 1464 amino acids. Lineage: Eukaryota; Metazoa; Cnidaria; Anthozoa; Malacalcyonacea; Nephtheidae. Gene Ontology annotation, molecular function: protein binding. The record is from RefSeq and is a predicted model, not a curated record. The transcript is spliced from 14 exons.